AUGGCACCACACGUAUCGGUGGUUGAUCUUGUGCGAGAACAGGCACACGACCAGCUUCGAGUUGCACGGAUAUGCGGCAUUGUAGCUCUUGUGGACCCGAGACAACCCACGGACUACGGCAAAGAGCCCGAGCACUACUGCCCUAAAGUCAUCAUCUUUGCCAUUACCUUCUUGAUCAUUUGGGACAAAGAGAUUCUGAUGUGCAACAUGGGCUCGUCAUUGGAUCAUCGGACCCACUUUGGCUACGAAAACGUCUCGAAGGCAAUCGCGCCUUAG
Penicillium verhagenii is the source of this 276-nucleotide messenger RNA. RefSeq lists its product as uncharacterized. The coding region runs from base 1 to 276 and encodes 91 amino acids. NCBI's taxonomy places the organism in Eukaryota, Fungi, Ascomycota, Eurotiomycetes, Eurotiales, Aspergillaceae. The transcript has 2 exons. The record is from RefSeq and is a predicted model, not a curated record.